Zalophus californianus (California sea lion) is the source of this 4698-nucleotide messenger RNA. It is a transcript of the gene FAABTP, whose product is annotated as transmembrane protein 19. The record is from RefSeq and is a predicted model, not a curated record. Lineage: Eukaryota; Metazoa; Chordata; Mammalia; Carnivora; Otariidae. The transcript has 6 exons. Gene Ontology annotation, cellular component: membrane. Bases 576 to 1586 code for a protein of 336 amino acids.
CUCGGUGCGCGGCUGAGCUCCAAGGGGCUUUGGCCCUGGCGAGCUGGACCUGAACUGUGGGGCGGCGCCAGCGGCUGUCGCGAUGUGACCGCGCCCCACCGCGCAGGGCUCACCCUCGGAACUCACCCUGGUUCUGGCUGCGCACCCUCUUUGCGGCCGAGAGUCACUUCCCCACCUCUCCCACCACUCCCACCCCCCCAACCCCGGCGUCAGCGCGUGGGCGGGCGGUGGAGGCGGAGCCCGCGGUCCCAGGACUGGCGUUUGGCUGGUUCUGCUUUCUUUUCGUUUUCCUGUCUGUGGAGCUCAGGUGUGAAGUGACCGCCGGCGUAGGACCCGGCGCUCAGAGAGAAUGAGCUUUGCUUUUCCAGUGAGGUCUUAACCUCGCUCACGGGAGUUUGAGGUCUCCAUCAGCCGCAGUUUCCGGAACUAGUUGGGGUUUAUGUUAUUUUUGCGGUCGGUGUAAGAUGUUGGCAUUUAUAUUGGCCCCUGCGCGAGUUUUUUGCUGGCAACUUAAAUGACUUAUUUUUCCUUAGACACACUGUCUUCCCCCUCAGGGGCUCAUAUCGUUAUUUUCCAUGACCGAUCUUGACGACAAUAUUUGCAAAAAAUAUAUAAAGAUGAUAACUAAUAUAGUUAUAUUGAGCCUGAUCAUUUGCAUUUCUUUAGCUUUCUGGAUUAUGUCUAUGACUGCAAGCACCUAUUAUGGUAAUUUACAGCCUAUUUCUCCUUGGCGUUGGCUGUUUUCUGUUGUUGUUCCUGUUUUGAUCGUCUCUAAUGGCUUUAAAAAGAAAAGUCUAGACCACAGUGGGGCUUUAGGAGGGCUUGUGGUUGGAUUUAUCCUAACCAUUGCAAAUUUCAGCUUUUUUACCUCUUUGCUGAUGUUUUUCCUUUCUUCUUCAAAACUCACUAAAUGGAAGGGAGAAAUAAAGAAGCGUCUAGAUUCAGAAUACAAAGAAGGCGGGCAGAGGAAUUGGGUUCAGGUGUUCUGUAAUGGAGCUGUGCCUACAGAGCUGGCCCUGUUGUACAUGAUAGAAAAUGGCCCCGGCGAAAUCCCAGUAGAUUUUUCCAAGCAGUACACUGCUUCCUGGAUGUGUUUGUCUCUCCUGGCUGCACUGGCCUGCUCUGCUGGAGACACGUGGGCUUCAGAAGUUGGCCCCGUUCUGAGUAAAAGCCCGCCAAGGCUAAUAACAACCUGGGAAAAAGUUCCAGUUGGGACCAAUGGGGGGGUCACAAUGGUGGGCCUUGCCUCCAGUCUACUUGGUGGUACCUCUGUGGGCAUCACGUACUUCCUCACACAGUUGGUUUUUGUUAAUGAUUUAGACAUUUCUGCUCCCCAGUGGCCAAUUAUUGCAUUUGGGGGUCUGGCUGGAUUACUGGGAUCAGUUGUAGACUCAUAUUUAGGAGCUACAAUGCAAUUUACUGGUUUAGAUGAAAGAACUGGCAUGGUGGUCAGCAGCCCGGCGAAUGAGGUGAAGCACAUAGCAGGAGAACCGAUUCUUGAUAACAACGCAGUGAAUCUGUUUUCUUCUGCCCUCAUUGCUCUCUUACUUCCAACUGCUGCUUGGGGCUUUUGGCCCAGGGAGUGAACUUUUUUCAUUUACAAAGGUUGAAACUGCAGUAAAUUUAGCUAAUUUUGCAAUUCCAAAUUUCAUCCUAAGAAGAAUCAUUGUAAUUGGCAAAGAGGAAAUACCAGCUCUUUCCCUAUUCAUUGUAAUGAAAUUCCACAUUGUUCCUCUCACUAAAUCCCUUGUAACAGCUAACGUCUUUGUAGUGAAAGGGAAGUGUACAUAGAAUUUAUUCGUAUUUUUCUUCUGCUGAAUAGAGCUUCGUGAGCAAUGAAGCCAUACUAUCCCUAAAUAUUGCUGUAUGUUGGACUAAAAGUGUAAUACCACUUGUGCCAGUUACUGAAAUUUUAGUUUUGGGUGGUUUAAACUGAUGUGUGUGGAAGCCUGAAUAAGUGUAGUCCUCACUUCUUCCAUUACUUGCCAUUUCCACUUGUGAAAAGUAUGGCGUAUGGUUCUUAGUGAGCUACUCCACAUGUGUUCUUCCUUCCUCAGGGUUAGUAAUGAAAAAAAAGUAAAUGUCUUUUUCAUAUGACCAUUAGACUUCAUGAAAAAAAUAUUUUUAAGUAAAAACAAGAGAUUUCUAUCGAAAAAAUGUGCACCUUAUAUUUCAGUUGAUUUUUGAGCAGAAAUUAUCUUGAAUUUAAUAUUUUUUAAUGUAUUUUCUAGCUUUCUUUGAAAUUUGUGUAGGAAUCUGUUUUACUUUGGCACCCUGAACAGUUAGUCACUGGAAAACUAUUGUAAUUAUUUCUUUGUUUGCUACCUAGAAUUCAUUGGAAGAUGCUGAUUUCCUAUUCUGUGCUUAAGUUAUGCUCUCCUGUAAAAUAUAGACUCAACUAAAAUGAAUUCUACUUUUCUGUUUGUUCUUCAGUGUGAUUUAUUGUAUGCUAAAGGAGUUUGAUAUGGUAUGGAUUAUUUUGCUGAAAGUAUUUAAAAAUACUUCUCAUGUGAUUUCCAUAUAUUCCCUCCCCUUCUUUUGAAUUUAAAUUUAAAUUGAAGAGAGAUUCCAUGAAUAAGCCACCAUUAUUAGAGUGGAUAAAGCUUAGACUUCUUUACUGGUGACUCUACUACAGUGAUAAUUGAGAACUGAGUUGAUUCUGGAAAAAAGAAAAACAAAAAAACAGUUGACACCCUUAAUCCUUAAUCCAAGCAACAGAGGGAGUCUCUAUCAUUGGUUUUCGCCUUUGGUUAUACAUUGGAAUCACCUGAGCAUCUUUUAAAAGAAAUACUUGUGUCUGGGCUUCACUUUCAAGGAUUCCAAUUUACCUGUUCUGGGGUAGAGCCUGGGUAUUAGGACUUUUUAAGAGCUCUUGCUGCACGUGAGAAUUAUAUAGGGCAUUUUUUGGUUUUUCAAGAUUUUUUUUUUUUAAGUAAUCUCUACAGCGAAUAUGGGGCCCAAAUUUACAACCCCAAGAUCAAGAGUUGCAUGCUCUACCAACUGAGCCAGCCAGGGGUAGGCCAUUUUUAAAAACACGUGCCAAGGCCCCUCUCUAGACCAAGUAAAUCAGAAUAUCUGAAGGUGAGGCUCAUGCAUAGGGUAUUUAUAGAAAGCUCUCUAGGAGAUUCUAAUUUUAAACAGAACUAAGUCAGAAUGUCCUAAAGCACAAUACAUAAAAGAAGCUUCAAAAGAGUAGGACUUCAUUUUUAUGCAGACAACUAUUAGUAGCAGUGCUGUAUGCUGUCUUUAUGCAAUAAUAGUUUCUAGUAAUUAUACCGUGUCUUAUAGUUACAUCACUUACUAUAUCAUUCCUGUGUCAGUUUUUGAUGCAGCCUGUUUAUUCCUAUAGCUGUUCCAACAUGCCUUUUCUCUUUUCCUGGUGACCCAUCCUCAUGACAUACCAUGGGAUAAAAAUAUUUAUUGCAACCAUCUUUGGGUUUGAUAGUAUCUCCGUAUCAUUAACAGGUUAGGGAAAUACUGCUUGACAAGCCUUUAUUUGAAAACCUAGGGCUAGUUGUGUUUUAAAAUCAAAAUUUUCAGAUUUUAGAAAACUAAAUAGAGUACAUAUAUUUUACUCAAACUCUCAAAAGAGUCUUAAGAUAGCAACCAUUCUUAAAUACACUAAUAUUUCUAUGGUGAAUGUAUGAAUAGCACCACUAAGUGUGGUAACUGAAGACUAUAAAGAGCCUCAGGUCAGGUCAGUUUUGUCAGCAAAUUUAGGAAGAAACUUUUUGUUUUCAGAGCAUUUUUUGGAUAUGAGAAUUAUAGGUAAGGAAUUGUGGCUCUUUUUGCUUUAAUCUUAGCUGUACUUUAUUAUAACAUCCUUUGUAAUUGGAUAUUUAACUAGUUCCAUCUGUUCUUCCUCUUUACUGAGUGAACAAUUUAUUUUAAAAACACUUUCAUAGAAUUCCAUCUAACAGUAUAAUAAAACAGUAUGUACUGCCUACCUAGGCAGCCUAAAGGUGUACAUACCAUUUCUUAAAACAGUUAUGCAAUAGAGGAGAGGAAGGUGUAUGUGGCUCAAGGCUUUUGAAGCUUUUGAAAGAGAUCUGAAGACUUAAAGGAGUGGCAUUUGAGGACUCAUCAAUUGGAGGUACCAGGAGAACAAUGAAUUGAUACAAUUGGUCAUUCCAUUCUUAGUUUUUCUCAUUACUUGGGUUAUGUAUGCCUCAACCAAGGUGCAUAUAUCUCUUUCUUGUUUCUAACUCCUAUGUAUGUAGGAUGCUGCCUUCAGAAAUGCCAACCCCAUCCCAAUUAGAUAAAGACCUAUUAUAGAGAAAAAUCAUGCAAGGUGAGAUAUCAUAAACUUUGCCUAUGCCUGUAGUGUUAACAGUUGCUCCCUGUUAUACACAGUUGGUAUUUUGGAGCCCAAUCAUCUGAUGUCCCUGGUGUUUCAUCUGCUGUUCUGAUGUCACCAAAUGAGAAAAAAAGUGUUGUAGCCAUCAAAUUUCAGGUGAACUGUACAUGCUUUAAAGAUGAAAACACAAUUAUGAGUUAAAUGAUUUAAUCUCCUAAUGGAGUAUCUGUUGCUGUAAUUCCAAAUGGUCCUGAAUAUUUUAAAAAUAUAUAGAUGUUCAAUAUAUGUUUGUUAAAUUAAGUUGUUUGUAAUUAGUGUUUCCUUUAAGAGUCACUGAAAGUUGAUAAUCAGAACAUUUUUCUGGAGGAAAAUCAAAAAUAAAACUAGUCUGGCUACCUGAA